Molecule: messenger RNA, 2028 nt
Organism: Haemonchus placei
Lineage: Eukaryota; Metazoa; Nematoda; Chromadorea; Rhabditida; Trichostrongylidae
Source: the annotation of a GenBank genome assembly
AUGGGUGUCUUGUCGAAAUUGGACCAGGUACGGUUACUGGCCUCAUCACUCAGUUUUAAGCAGUAUGGACCAGGUGUAUGCGGUCUCGCAGCGUUCUUUGCAGUAAUCAAAUGGUACAGCAAGGCAGCCAAAGGUUCCCAAUCGAGGCUCAUUCUGACCAAAAGCGGUCAGCCUUCCAAAGACAAAGCCCAUGUGGACGGGGCAUUCUUCAUGAAGCUUUGGCGUAUUCUGAAGAUUCUCAUACCUGGGCCAUUCAGCAUGGAGAUGUUCUACAUGUUAUUGGUAGCUGUGUCGCUUCUUUGUAGGACCUACGCUGACUUGUACAUGAUCAUCACAGCUACAGGAAUCGAGGCCUCUAUUAUCUCCCGUGAUCGGCUGCUAUUUUUGAUAAAGGUCAUACAAUAUGGAAUGGCCAUGCCAGCAAUUUCAGUGACGAAUGCGAUUCUCAAGUUUGGUAUCAGUGAAAUAAAGCUGCGAUUCCGGGAACGACUCACCAAGCAUCUCUACAGUCAGUACCUAAAGGGUUUCACUUUCUACAAGAUGUCGAAUCUGGACAAUCGAAUCCAAAAUGCCGAUCAACUUCUAACUCAGGAUGUCGACAAAUUCUGCGAAGGACUGGUGGAGCUCUACUCGAAUCUCACAAAGCCCAUUGUCGAUGUAUUGCUCUAUGUAUCCCGAAUCGGUGGUGCUCUAGGAUGGAGUGCUCCAGUGAUUCUUUUCUCAUAUUUGCUUGGGUCAGGCGUAUUCCUAACAUAUCUGAGAAGACCAAUCGGCCGACUCACCGUGCAGGAGCAAGCUCUCGAAGGGGAAUUCAGAUUUGUGAACUCUCGUCUUAUUAUGAACAGCGAAGAGAUUGCUUUCUAUCAGGGUAAUGAUCGCGAACGAACUACACUAUUAGGCUCAUUCUCAAACUUGGUCAAUCAUCUCAGGAAGGUCAUUCUGUUCAGGUUCUCUAUUGGAUUUGUGGACAACAUCGUUGCCAAGUACGCUGCCACAGUAAUUGGAUGGUAUGCAGUUGGACGACCAUUUUUCGAUCACAAGAACGAGUUCAUCAAUGGACUUGGCAGGAAUCAGCUGAUUCAGGAAUACUACAAUUCUGGCAGAAUGAUGUUGAAACUCGCUGAAGCUCUCGGUCGUUUAGCAUUGGCCGGUAGAGAGCUGACGAGAUUGUCCGGAUUCACCACAAGGGUAGACACUCUGCUCAAAGUACUGAAUGAUUUGUCUACCGGAUCGUAUGAACGUACUAUGAUAACUGAUGGCAAAAGCGAACAAGCGAACGGUCUCAUAAGCAGUUCUUUUAGUCCAGGAGCAGUUAGUAGUUGCGAGAAUUUACUUUCAGGCGAGCUUGUCAUCUGUGAUAAUGUGAUCCGUUUUGAGGGCGUACCUCUUGUCACGCCGAAUGGUGACGUCUUAAUCAACAGCCUCGACUUUGAGGUGCCAUCCGGAAGAAACGUUCUUGUUUGUGGUCCAAAUGGUUGUGGCAAAAGUUCGUUGUUCCGAAUUCUUGGCGAACUAUGGCCUCUGUUCGGUGGACGACUUACGAAACCAGAAAAAGGAAAGCUUUUCUACGUUCCUCAGCGGCCAUAUAUGACGCUUGGAACUCUUCGUGAUCAAGUCAUCUAUCCGGAUCGAGCAUACGACAUGGUCCGCAAGGGAUUUACGGAUCACGAUUUAGAAGAAAUGUUAGAAAAGGUACAACUAUCUCACAUUUUGGUUCGUGAAGGUGGUUGGGAUACCGUACAAGACUGGAUGGACGUGUUGUCUGGUGGGGAAAAACAACGGAUUGCGAUGGCUCGGCUUUUCUACCACAAACCGCAAUUCGCUAUUCUAGAUGAGUGCACCUCAGCUGUCAGUGUGGAUGUUGAAGGAGCGAUGUACAGAAUUUGUCGAGAAGAAGGAAUUACCCUGUUUACGGUAUCCCAUAGAAAAUCGCUAUGGGUGCAUCACGAGUACUUCCUUCAUAUGGAUGGCCGAGGAUCUUAUCAAUUCGAGAAAAUCGACGAUAAUACUACUAUGUUUGGCUCUUGA